Ceratotherium simum simum (southern white rhinoceros) is the source of this 3568-nucleotide messenger RNA. RefSeq names its product membrane associated ring-CH-type finger 4 (gene MARCHF4). Gene Ontology annotation, biological process: protein ubiquitination. Gene Ontology annotation, molecular function: ubiquitin-protein transferase activity; zinc ion binding. Lineage: Eukaryota; Metazoa; Chordata; Mammalia; Perissodactyla; Rhinocerotidae. Gene Ontology annotation, cellular component: Golgi stack; trans-Golgi network. The record is from RefSeq and is a predicted model, not a curated record.
CCCUCUCCCUCUCGCCCCUUUGCCUCGCGACCCCUUUUCCUCCUCCGUCCCUCCGCGGCGUCUGCGUCAGGCCCUCACUCUCGUGACGCGCGGGGUCUGGGUGGGAGCUGUCCACUCGCCCGGGGUGCUGAAUGCAGCAGCGACGGCGGAGACAGCUGAGAGCCUUCUCCGCUCCAAGAACCUUGUUUCCAGUCCUCGGACGGUCAACUCACCGCCCCUCUACCUCCCUUCCAGCACCACCCCUUUGGGAACUGAGCCAGGGGGGCAGCAGUCGCGGCGGCGGGUGCUGAGCAACCGCGGAAGACGAGACAGCACCUGGCAGCAGCCUGGAAUCUGAUUUGCUUCCUUUCGCCUUUUAUAAGAGAUAUAUUUAUACACGGUUUUGGGGAGUCGCGAGGACCAAGCCGGAGCCAAGUGUUGGCUGCCUCCCACCUCGACCACACUGCUUCUUUCCCCCCUCCCCACCUUCAGCUGGCACAGCCAACAAGCCUUACCUCGUUGCUUCUGCGAGGAGAGGUAGCAACAGCGAGCCCAGCCAGCCAGAGGCGGCGGAGAGGAGGGAGGGGUGGGGGGUGGGGGCGCAGAGAGCCGGCAGAGGCUGCCCUUGGUGGGGGUAGCGGGGGCAGAGCUGCCGUGAAGACCCGGCAGCGGCCCUCCUCGGCCCCCACCCCUCCAGAAGCACUCUUUCCUGAUUAUUUGAGAACUGAGUUAUUAUUCUACUAGUAUUAUUUCAUUUUUUAUUACCGCCCUUCCUCACUCUCCAGCCGCCCCCACCCCUACGCCUGCCUCGCCUCUGGUUGCAUGGCAGCGCUGCCCGGGCGCGGGGGCUCAGGGCUGGCCCCCCGGGAAGGAGGAGGAGGAGGAGGAGGAUCAUGAAGCCGGGAGUCGCGGCCGCGCCGGACGGCGAGCAGCAGCCGGAGGACGAGCCAGAGCAGCCCCCGCCCCGGAGACACCCGGACGACGACGAGCAGUCGCCGCCGCCGCCGCCACAGCAGCAUCCUCGGCCGUGGGCAGAUCCGGAGCAAGAGGAGGAGGGCGACAACAGCCCAGAGGAGGAACAGGAGGAGAAGGCGAGGCCACUCACCCCAGACCUGCCCUUCUCCUGGCCCUUGCCCCUCGCCCAAAGGGACCUUUGAUGGAGCCAAGAGGAAGGGGCGGCCGAUUUACAGACUGCCGCAUGGGUGGGCUGGGGGCUGAGAUCAUGUAACUAUUCUUUCCUCCUGUCCCCCCCACACGCCCCUCUUCUCUACUCCUGUUCUCUGCUCCACUGCCUCCCACCCCCCAUGCACACACCCUUCCUCUAGCCAGGAUCUUAAUGCUCAGGAAGGAGGCGGCUCUGCAAGGGUUAAACCAUCUUCUCUUUUUUUCCCCUUUCUUUCCCCCUCCCCAGUCCCGUAUUUUCCCACCUUUAUUCUCCUAAUUGGCUUUUCCCUCUUCUGUGCAGCCCUUUGGCCACAGAGGCCAAGCACAAGCCUCUUGCCCAAUUUCACCUGAAUACCUUACUCCCACCCAACUGCUCUCUUCAAAGCAACUCUGGUGCUUCUGGGGGUUAAUUGCCCCAGUUUUCUGCCCAGGAGAAUUAAAAUUUCUCCCAACCUCCUGUCUUCCCUCACUUACCACCCCCCAACCUGCUACCUGAGUGAAACUAUCUUUUCUGUCUUGAACAUGCUGUCCUCAAUUGUUCACUGAGCUAGUUUGCCCUAAGCUUGGCUCAGCCCACUAAAAAUUUGAAAUAUAAUCUUCCUCACUCUUUUAUGUAAAAGAAAGAGAUUUUCCACUGCCUAGGAAUUUGAGAAGAACCCAAUAAUCCUCUCCUGGGGAAGUUUCUAACAAUUAGACCUUGAUCUCAAGGCCCUAACAGCCCAUCCUUAACAUUUUUUCUCUCUCCCUGCCCCUACUGGUGCCCCCAGGUCAAAGGCAGAAAGGAGACACUCUGAGCAAAACCUAAGGUUGGGGUAGGAGUGGGGGGAGGGGUCAAGAAAAACUUUUUUUUAUUGUUGUUGGACUUUCCAGGUAAGAUUCAGAAUCAGUGACUCACAGUUCUCAGUCCUGGGGGCAAUUUAUUUGCUACUUGGAGGGGAUGUAAGAAGAACCAGUGAGAAAGCAGACUCCCCCCAUAACACAGAUACACUGUGGACUCCCCAAAACCAUCCUAUCUUCUUCUGCAAAGACUCCAGCUGCCCCUCCUGGGCUCUCUGCUUCCACUGGGCACAUGCUGAUGCCCCUGAGUGGGCUGCUCUGGUGGUGGUGGUGCUGCUGCUGCUGUGCCUGGUACCCCUGUGGAUUGUGCGCCCCGGCUCCCCAGAUGUUGCGCCACCAGGGUCUCCUCAAGUGCCGCUGCCGCAUGCUCUUCAAUGACCUGAAGGUUUUCCUACUGCGGCGGCCCCCUCCAGCGCCCCUGCCCAUGCACGGGGACCCCCAGCCCCCCGGUUUGGCGGCCAACAAUAACACCCUUCCGGCUCUGGGUGCCGGGGGGUGGACAGGCUGGAGGGGCCCUCAAGAAGGGCUGGGCAGGGAGACCCCUCCUCUGCCACCUCCACCACCUUUGCCACCUUCUGUGGAAGAUGACUGGGGUGGCCCAGCCACAGAGCCACCUGCCUCGCUGCUCAGCAGUGCCUCCUCAGAUGACUUCUGUAAGGGGAAGGCUGAGGAUCGCUACUCACUGGGCAGCAGCCUGGACAGUGGCAUGAGGACCCCGCUCUGCCGCAUCUGUUUCCAGGGGCCAGAACAGGGGGAGCUGCUGAGCCCAUGCCGCUGUGAUGGCUCAGUCAAGUGCACGCACCAGCCUUGCCUCAUCAAGUGGAUCAGCGAGCGGGGCUGCUGGAGCUGUGAGCUGUGCUACUACAAGUACCACGUCAUUGCCAUAAGCACAAAGAAUCCUCUGCAGUGGCAGGCCAUCUCUCUGACAGUCAUUGAGAAGGUUCAGAUUGCAGCCGCCAUCUUGGGUUCCCUCUUCCUCAUUGCCAGCAUCUCUUGGCUCAUCUGGUCGACCUUCAGUCCCUCGGCAAAAUGGCAGCGCCAAGACCUCCUCUUCCAGAUCUGCUACGGGAUGUAUGGAUUCAUGGACGUGGUGUGCAUAGGUCUCAUCAUCCACGAGGGACCCUCCGUGUACCGCAUCUUUAAACGGUGGCAGGCUGUCAACCAGCAGUGGAAAGUGCUGAACUAUGACAAGUCGAAAGACCUGGAGGAUCAAAAGUCAGGAGGCAGGACAAACCCCCGGACCUCCUCAUCCACCCAGGCCAAUGCCCCUGCCUCAGAAGAGGAGGCCGCAGGCACCCCUGCCCCUGAGGAAGGCCCUGCCCGGGCAGCCAGCCACCCCUCAGGCCCUCUGUCCGAUCACCACUGUGCUUACACCAUCCUGCACAUCUUGAGUCACUUAAGACCUCAUGAACAGCGGAGCCCCCAGGGCGGCAGCCGAGAGCUCGUCAUGAGGGUCACGACAGUGUGAGAGGAGAGACCUGGAGGGGAGGCCGUGACCACACAGGACAGGGAGGGGAGGCCAGGCCGGGGCCAACGGGGCGAGGUCUGGGGAGCAGGUGCGGGGAGGCAAGGUGGCACCCAGGUGCCA